Molecule: messenger RNA, 1129 nt
Organism: Talpa occidentalis (Iberian mole)
Lineage: Eukaryota; Metazoa; Chordata; Mammalia; Eulipotyphla; Talpidae
Gene: CXCL16
Product: C-X-C motif chemokine ligand 16
Exons: 5
Coding region: 137-868 (243 amino acids)
Biological process (GO): response to type II interferon; positive regulation of cell migration; response to tumor necrosis factor
Molecular function (GO): scavenger receptor activity; chemokine activity; low-density lipoprotein particle receptor activity
Source: RefSeq, a predicted model, not a curated record
ACUCCGCGCCCACCGCCCCUCUCCCCCUGAAUCUCGGGUGGAGAGGGAGGAGGAACCGAAAGUCGUUGAGAAAGCCAGUCGGAAGUCACUCCCGGGAGCACUUCAGGGAGUCAGACGGCGGGAGGGAGCCCCCGAGAUGUGGCGCGCCGGGGUCCCGCAGUUCCGCGUGCUGCUGCUGCUCCUGCUGGCGUUGCUGACUCUGCCAGGGUAUGGCAACGAGGGGAGCGGAGUCGGUAGUUGUCCUUGUAAUAGCCGCGUGCCUUCCAAAUCCCCUCCAACGGCUCAAAAGUUAGAACAUUUCCGAAAACACCUGGAAGGCUAUCUGCGCUGUGUCCGCGUGGUCAGGUUCCAAUUUCUUUUUGGCACCCGAAGGCAACGCACAAGUGUGUGUGGGGGCAGCAAAGAUCCCUGGGUAUCGGAAUUGAUAAACUGCUUUGAGCGAAAAGAAUGUGGACUUGCUUACUUUGGGAAUAUGGCCCACCAGAAGAGAUUACAUCCCUCCACGGCCCAGGGUCCUGAGUCCACAGAAAGAACACCUUUGAAUAUCAGCACUCCUGUCCAGAUGUACCUCCCACCCACCUUGCAGCCUACCCUUCAGCCCAGCCUUCUAGCAGAAACACCCUCCUUGGACAAAAAGCUCACCUAUUCCAAUGAAACCAUCGAUUCUAGUCUGGAAACUAGGGACAGCCAGAAGCAAGACAAAGUGCGUUCUGCAGUGCUGGUACCAGUGCUGUCCCUCUUGGUCAUCACCUUCAUUCUCACCAGUGUCCUCACCUAUGUGCUGUGCAAGAGGAGACAGCAGUCACUGCAGAAGUAUCCAGGUUUGGAGUUUGAUUAUGCACAUGUGACACCAGAUUUCAACACUUAAGCUGAGAAUAGAAGUUUGUGAGGGCAUGGCCUCCCUGGUGGUGCAGGGGUUAAAGAUAUCGCUUUCAAGCUAUCACCAGCCAUUACCCACAUGGUACAGCAGACCUCUCCUGCCUGCUCGCUGCUCCCCUCAGCAGUGUAUUUCAGUAGAUCUGCCUGUUCUGCUCCCCACUCUCUCUGGUGAAUCCUCUUAUCUACCCCCCACCCCCCCGCAACUCUGGCUUAUACUCAUUUUUGUACCCAUAAAUAAAUAUUUUUUGAA